Fragaria vesca subsp. vesca is the source of this 1104-nucleotide messenger RNA. RefSeq lists its product as uncharacterized. The coding region runs from base 17 to 934 and encodes 305 amino acids. NCBI's taxonomy places the organism in Eukaryota, Viridiplantae, Streptophyta, Magnoliopsida, Rosales, Rosaceae. The transcript has 8 exons. The record is from RefSeq and is a predicted model, not a curated record.
AGUUCAGGAGUCUCAGAUGCUGAAGGUGAACUUCACCCAGUGUCAGUCUGAAGCUGGUAAAAGAGAGACUCCUGUUGAUGAGAGACGGUCAUGUUUAGUGGGUGAACAAGAGGCUCCCAGUGAUAACAUGAGCGCAAUGAGACAUGAGCUUAAAGCUUCAGAUGGACAGCUAAAAAGUUUAAGCAAUUUCUUUCACUCUCAUAUCAAGUUGAAAGGAGAACCAAGUUAUGGUGACACUAUUUCUUUAGUUCAUGAUCAUCUGAAGACAAGAACAUUCUGCAGGUUAAUACGUCGGGAGUUUCAGUUAUGGGAUGUUGACAAAUUUGAGAUUAAGAAUGGUCAUUACAACAUUCUUCUCAGCUAUCAUGGUUACAUCAGCCAAAGGUUUGGUGGUAAUGUGGGUCCAACAUCACGCAUAGUCAUCUCAAAAAAGUUGAACGAUGCUAAGAUCAUGAAGGCCUUCCCGAACAUCGGUUCCCUAGUUGCAUUUGGUUUUGUGCUAGACUCUGAGGUCACCAAGGAAAUUUUUGAUUCAAGAUGUUUGGCGCAAGAAACACAAGUUAUACGUUCACAGCUAUGUAAUCUGCUAGACGUGGUUGAGGAAGUGCAGCUGGCUCGAUUUGAGAUUGUAAAUUUGAUCCAGACACGCUUUCAUACUCCAUCUGAUGAUCAGCUUGAUCUGCAGCUUUGUUUCCUUAAUUGUAAGAGUAGUAGAAAGGUCACGCUGUCUCUCGAUAUGACAUGUUUGAAGAGGGGGGUUUAUCCGUCAGAGAUCCUUCCAUAUCAGAUCCAGGCUUCUGAAUCUGCAGCACAAGUGUUACUCCCACAGUCCCUCUUAGCUGACAUAAGAGCUGCAGCUGAGGGUCUUGGAUCUGGAUCCGCAAGGAUAAUGAGGCUCUGUAAAUGUAUUUCCCAGGUGGUACAAUCUUCGUAGUUCAUACUUCAUACCCUGAGUUUUUCUAUUUUUCUGAUCUCUUUCGGUCGGUUUGGUCACCCGUGAUUUGCUAAGAUGGUGCCAAAGGUGGCACCAACAAAUUGUUGGACUUUUUGGAUUGCUUUCCCGGCCAUCCUUUUCUCUUUGGAUCGUGUGGUGAUCUACUUGCU